AUGCAGCCCCUCACCUCCGCCACCUGGGCCGCCCUGCUCCUCAGCCUGGCCUGCGCUUCUGUCCACCGGGCUUGCUGGGCAGAAGCAAGCAGCAGCAACAGCUCGGGCUUGACUGGCCACCACCCAGAUGCUGGGACCCUGGAGGAAUGCCCCAACGUCGACUUCUGCCCACAUGCAGCCCGGUGUUGCCACGCUGGAGUGGACGAGCACGGCUGGAUCGCGGCGGCUGUGGGUUGGAGUCUCUGGUUUCUCACCCUCAUCCUGCUCUGUGUGGACAAACUGAUGAAGCUGACUCCGGACGAGCCCAAGGACUUGGCAGUGUGA
Molecule: messenger RNA, 324 nt
Organism: Otolemur garnettii (small-eared galago)
Lineage: Eukaryota; Metazoa; Chordata; Mammalia; Primates; Galagidae
Gene: TMEM213
Product: transmembrane protein 213
Exons: 3
Coding region: 1-324 (107 amino acids)
Source: RefSeq, a predicted model, not a curated record